GCUACCGUUGAUAAUCAAACCAAAUACAGAGACACCAUGGAACACCACGGGACAGACUUUCAUCGGAGCUCGAACUCGCUCGAUUCCGAUUCCAAGUCCAGCUCGCUCAACUCCAAGCACGGCAUGGACACGAUCGUGGCGAACGAAAAUGGCUUCACCUAUCUGUCCGGUGAAAACAUGCAGGACCGGAAAAGCGACGUCUCGUACAUCUGCCCGUACAGCGGGCCGGCCAUCGGUACGCUGACCAUCACCAACUAUCGCCUGCACUUCCGUUCGCAGCCCGCCACGGACAAGGACCCGGUAAUUGUGGUCGACUGUCCGCUGGGCGCCGUUAGCCGCAUCGAGAAGGUCGGCGGAGCAAGCUCGCGCGGUGAAAACUCGUACGGUAUCGAUAUUUUCUGCAAGGACAUGCGUAACCUACGGUUUGCGCACAAGCAGGAAAACCACUCCCGCCGGACGGUGUUCGAGAAGCUGCAGCUGUACGCCUUUCCGCGCGCCAACGAGGGCCAACUGUUUGCGUUCAACUAUCGGGAAAAGUUCACCGAGGACGGGUGGACGGUGUACGAGCCGGUGGCCGAGCUGCGCCGCAUGGGCGUAAACAGUGCGAACAACGAUACGUGGCGCAUAACGCGCCUUAACGAGGGGUACGAAAUUUGUGACAGCUACCCCUCGGUGUGGGCCGUACCGAAGACGGCCAAGGAUGAUCUGCUGAAGCAGGUGGCCGCGUUUCGAUCGCGCAACCGGCUGCCCGUCCUGUGCUGGAUCCACCCGAAGUCGCUGGCGACGAUUACGCGCUGCUCGCAGCCGCUGGUGGGGGUGGGCGGGAAGCGCAGCGAAGCGGACGAAACGUACAUCAACCUGAUCAUGGAGGCGAACGCGCAGUCGGACAAGCUGUCGAUCAUCGAUGCGCGACCGAGCGCGAACGCGAUCGCGAACAAGGCGAAGGGCGGCGGGUACGAGUCGGAGGAUGCGUACAAGAACGUGGAGCUCACGUUUCUGGACAUCCACAACAUACACGUGAUGCGGGAGAGCUUGCGCAAGCUGAAGGAGAUUUGCUUCCCGGCCAACGACGACCACAAGUGGCUGUCGGCGGUGGAGAGCACGCUCUGGCUGAAGCACAUCAAGUGCAUUUUGAGCGGCGCGGUGAGGAUCGUCGAUCGGAUCGAAAACAUGCGUAUGUCGGUUGUGGUUCACUGCUCGGACGGUUGGGAUCGUACGUCACAGCUGACGGCGCUGUCGAUGCUACUGUUGGACCCUUACUAUCGAACGCUCAAAGGCUUUCAGGUGUUGAUUGAGAAGGAGUGGCUCAGUUUUGGACACAAGUUUGAGCAGCGCAUCGGACACGGCGACAAUCACCAUUCGGAUGCGGACCGUUCGCCCGUCUUUCUGCAGUUCAUCGACUGCGUGUGGCAGAUAUCGAAACAGUUCCCGCACGCGCUAGAGUUCAACGAAUACUUCCUGAUCACGAUCCUCGAUCAUCUGUACUCGUGCCGUUUCGGUACCUUCCUGUACAAUACCGAGCGCGAGCGGGUCGCAAAUGAUCUCAAAAACCGUACCGUCUCGCUGUGGUCGUUCAUCAACUCGUCGCACGAAGAGUACCGCAACCCGCUGUACGGUGGGCUGAGCAACUAUCUUAGCUCGAUGCCGGUACAAACGGUGCUGCGGCCGGUCGUCAGCAUGCGCCACAUUCGGCUCUGGAAGGGCCUAUACUGCCGGUGGAAUCCGAGCAUGCGGCAGCAGGAUCCGAUCUAUCAGCGUACGCGCGAACUGCUGGCACUGCAGGCGGAGCUAAUGAAGCAGCUGGAGGACUGUCGAACGGAGCGUGUGCUAAAUUGAGCUGGCCCAAUGCUCAGCCAAUGCUUUAUACACACACAUUCGUCUCCAAAAAUCAACAGCCGCGUGUCCUUGUGUAGACUGGGGGAAGGUUGUUGUUGUUGUUUUUUUCCUCUUUUUUUUGGCGAACAAACAUACAAAACAUGAAGCAAAACUAACACAAAAAACAAAAAACGAAAGGUAUUUUACUAUUGGUUUUAAGCAAACAAGCAACAAUGGAGCAAAAUUCAAUUUGUCAAGUUGUUUUCUAGGGCAAAGUUUAAUCGAAGCAAACAACAAAACAAAACAAAACAAAACUCACACAAACAUUGUAUUUCGUUUCGUGGUAACAUCUUAUGUUGUAACAGUGCUGUAUUAUUAAUAAAUCAAAAGUGUCUAUUAUUGAG
Messenger RNA from Anopheles gambiae (African malaria mosquito), 2219 nucleotides. RefSeq names its product myotubularin-related protein 2 (gene mtm). The record is from RefSeq and is a predicted model, not a curated record. Gene Ontology annotation, biological process: dephosphorylation. The transcript has 5 exons. NCBI's taxonomy places the organism in Eukaryota, Metazoa, Arthropoda, Insecta, Diptera, Culicidae. The coding region runs from base 37 to 1836 and encodes 599 amino acids. Gene Ontology annotation, molecular function: phosphatidylinositol-3,5-bisphosphate 3-phosphatase activity.